AUGGAAGAUAAAUUAGAAGAAUAUAAGAAGUUAAAACAAGAAUUAAAACAAGAGUUACAAAAGAAAAGGAUAUUGGAGGAUGAAUUCGAUAAAUUACAACAAGAAAUAUACGAUAAAGAGACCGAAUAUUUUACAUCAUCCAUAUAUAUGACAUCAUCUAAUAUUCUUUCUUCUACAAGCUCCACUACUGGUACAUCGUCAAAACCUCUGUUGAUUCCCGGUAAUAUCAUUAAAGGUUUUGAUGGUUUCAAUAAACCCUUGCAUCAUGCACACCAUGAUUAUAAUCAAGUGAUGAACAAUGACAAUAGAAUCUUUUCAUUAAGUUCAGCUACUUAUAUCAAACAGGUAUCUAAUUUAGACAAGUACUUACAAGAUUUACACGAAGAUAAACAGAAAGUAUAG
Molecule: messenger RNA, 402 nt
Organism: Arxiozyma heterogenica
Lineage: Eukaryota; Fungi; Ascomycota; Saccharomycetes; Saccharomycetales; Saccharomycetaceae
Gene: EAF6
Product: Eaf6p
Exons: 1
Coding region: 1-402 (133 amino acids)
Cellular component (GO): histone acetyltransferase complex
Source: RefSeq, a predicted model, not a curated record